AUUGCCGCCAAGCACACGUGUGGUUUCUCAGCUCGGCUCAUCGGCUCAGCUCCAGCUCAGCUCAUCAGCAUGAACAAUGCAACACACCACCUAACUACAGUACAGGGGCCUCUUUGAGCUAAGGUUAAAACGUGGGGUUACGCAGCUAGAACUUAAGUGGAAAGGAAAGCUUGACCACACCUCCGGGCAAACCCCCCCCACCAUCGACAACUCGGAAUCUGGAAGCUCUCCAACAAGCCAUGCCACCAAAAGGCAAAGCAGCCCCAAAGGCGAAGAUUGUUGAUGCGAAGCCCGGCCCGAAGACGGUCAUUGAGCGCGCUCAGCACAUCUACGAAGCCACCAACCCACACGAAGCCGUUCGCCAGCAGGUGGGACUCCGUGGGCUUUCGACCGUCGAGAAGACAGCAUAUCUCAACGCGGACUUCCUAAGCAGCGGCAGCGUCGACCGGCUCGGAAAGAAGGCACAGAAGGAGCUCUGGAAGCAAGUCAACGAGGCCAAUACCCCGUCGCGGAAACUCUCCAAGCCGUCGCUCGAGGUUUGGGGCAAGGACAAGUACGCCCGCAACAUCGGCGAGUACGCUAUCCAGCAGUACGAGGACAGAGGCGCCAAAGUCUUCCGGCUCACCGUCUUGUUGAGCGAGAGUCGACAGUUCAGGCUCAAGAGGAACAAGUUUGUCCACGAGAACGGCAAGGCCCGCUCUCUGCCAGGCAAAGAAAUCGAGGCAGAGUCUACGAGAAGGAAGGAGAUGGCGGCUCUCAAGGAUGAGCUCUACGGGGAGAAGUUGGGCUCCUAUUCUACAGACCCGGAUUGGGAUGACGUGAUACCCAUACCUCAGACAGAGCCAGAGGGCGCUUUGGCUUCCAUCGCAUAUCCAGAGGACUAUGCUGAGUCAACGUCCUACCUCCGCGCCGUCAUGGCCGCCGAGGAAUACUCACCGCGCUGUCUCAAGCUCACCGAGAACAUCAUCUACAUGAACCCAGCUCACUACACCGUCUGGUUAUACCGAUUCUCCGUCAUUCAACAUCUCAACAUUCCUCUCCUCGACGAGCUAGAUUGGCUCAACGAAGUAGCUAUGGAGCAUCAGAAGAACUACCAGAUCUGGCACCAUCGCCAGCUCCUGCUGGACCACUACUACCCUUCCAUCAAGGACACCCCGGACCAGGUCAAGCGUUUUGCCAAGAAUGAGCGCGAUUUCAUGAUGGACAUGUUCUCCGAGGAUGCCAAGAACUACCACGUCUGGACUUACCGACAAUAUGCCGUCCGGAGAUUGGGUAUGUGGGAUGUCGAUGAGCUGCAGAGCAUCGCCGGCAUGAUCGACCAGGACGUGCGCAACAACUCGGCUUGGUCCCACCGCUUCUUCCUUGUCUUCUCCGACCCGAACAACACGACCAAAGACUCGCAUGCUACCGAGCACGAUCCAGCUGUGCCGGCGGAUAUCGUGGGUCGCGAGAUUGACUAUGCACAGCAGAAGAUAAAGCUGGCACCUCAGAACCAGAGCACCUGGAAUUACCUGAAGGGUGUUCUAAUCAAGGGCGGACGGAAGCUGGGCAGUGUCGGGGAGUAUGUCGAGCUGUACGUGAACAACCUCGGCGAGGAAGGAGAACAGGUUCGUAGCUCGCAUGCUCUCGAGCUGUUGGCGGAUAUCUAUGCCGAGGCUGGCGAGAAGGAGAAGGCGGAUUUGUGUCUCAGGAGACUGGGCGAUAAGUGGGACCCCAUACGUCUCGGGUAUUGGGAGUGGAAGAGAACGCAAAUCGCUGAAUCGUGAUAGGGAAAGGGCGAAUAGCUAAACGAAGAUCUACUCCACUGUUCAAGCUGGUGGUCAUACUUAUCUGCUUGUUCUUGUACUACGUACCGUAAAAACAGGUUCUGUGUCCGCUAUAAAGGCAUAUUAACGCAGGCAUUAUUAUCAACACUUCCUAUCUUGCAACAAAGAGACUUGAUAUCACUAGCUUCAGGGAUUGAACAUGUUCAGUCAGGCUGCAAGGACGAUCAAUAGUCCUUGCUGAUCUCAUAACUCGUCGAGACGUUUCUCAUUGCUCCUGGUACUGUAAUUCUUUUCUGGGAAGAAAGUCUGUGUUCCUCGAGCAUGCCAUCUGGCUUGAUAGAACCGCACCAGGACUGAGUUCCUGAAUACUUGACCCAUUCAGGUCGGAAUCUGUGCGAACCGGAUCAGCCAUCAUGCAAAG
Molecule: messenger RNA, 2187 nt
Organism: Truncatella angustata
Lineage: Eukaryota; Fungi; Ascomycota; Sordariomycetes; Amphisphaeriales; Sporocadaceae
Exons: 3
Coding region: 240-1766 (508 amino acids)
Biological process (GO): protein farnesylation; protein geranylgeranylation
Cellular component (GO): CAAX-protein geranylgeranyltransferase complex; cytoplasm; protein farnesyltransferase complex
Molecular function (GO): CAAX-protein geranylgeranyltransferase activity; protein farnesyltransferase activity
Source: RefSeq, a predicted model, not a curated record